GGUGCACUUUGAGCGUAGCACCCAGGGGGCUGGUCCUACCGGACAAGAUGGAGUUCCUGCAGGUCCUGAAACGCGGGCUGCAGCAGCUCAGCGGCCACGGUGGCCUCCGCGGCUAUCUACGAGUUUUCUUCAGGGCAAACGAUGUGAGGGUUGGUACAUUAGUGGGGGAAGACAAAUAUGGAAACAAAUACUAUGAGGACAACAAGCAAUUUUUUGGUCGUCACCGAUGGGUUAUAUAUACAACUGAAAUGAAUGGCAAGAACACGUUUUGGGAUGUGGAUGGAAGCAUGGUCCCCCCUGAAUGGCCUCCCUGUUCCCUGAAACACAAUAUUGAAAUUAGGCCAAUCAAUAACCCUUCAAAGGCCUUUGAGUGUUCAAGAGAAAGGAAGAGUUGCACAUCUGUCACUUUAUUACAUGUGCUGCUGAAGUGAGCACACAUCUGUCACUUUAAAUCAAAAGCUAAAAGUGAUAAAGCUUAGUGAGGAAGGCAUGUUGAAAGCCAAGAUAGGCUGAAUGCUAGGCCUCUUGUGUCAAACAGUUAGCCACGUUGUGAAUGCAAAAGAAAAGUUCUUGAAGGAAGUUAAAAGUGCUACUCCAGUGAACACAAGAAUGAUGAGAAAGUGAAACAGCCUUAUUGCUGAUACGGAGAAAGUUUUUGUGUUCUGGACAGAAGAUCAAACCAACCACAGCAUUUCUUAAGCCAAAGCUUAGUCUAGAGCAAAUCCCUACCUCUUCAAUUCUGUGAAGGCUGAGAGGUGAGGAAGCUGCAAAAGAAAAGUGAAGCUAGCAGAGUUUGGUUCAUAAAGUUUAAGGAAAGACACUGUUUCCAUAACAUAAGAGUGCAAGGUAAAGCAGCAAGUGCUGAUAUGAAAGUUGCAGCAAGUUAUUCAGAAGAUCUAGCGAAGAUAGUUAGUGAAGGUGGCUACACUAAACAACAGAUUUUCAAUGUAGACGAAACAGCACUCUAUUGGAAGAAGAUGCCAUCUAGGACUUUCAUAGCUAGAGAAAAGUCCGUGCCUGGCUUCAGAGCUUCAAAGGACAGGCUGACUCUCUUGUUAGGGGCUAAUGCAGCCGGUGAUUUUCAGUUGAGGCCUGUAUUCAUUCACUGUUCAGAAAAUCCCAUGGCCCUUAAGAAUGAUGCUAAAUCUUAUGCUCUACCAAUGGAACAACAAAGCCUGAGCGACCACACAUCUGUUUACAGCAUGGCUUACUGGAUAUUUUAAGCCUGCUAUUGGGACCUACUGCUCAGAAAAAAAGAUGCCUUUCAAAAUAUUAGUGUUCAUUGUCAAUGCACCUGGUUACCCAGCAGCUCUGAUGGAGAUGUACAGUGAGAUUCAUGUUUCAUACCUGCUAACACAAUAUCUUUAGCCCACAGAUGAAGGAGUAAUUUUGAUUUUCAAGUAUUAUUUAAGAGAGACCUUGCAUAAGGCUAUAGCUGCCUCUGCUGGAUCUGGUCAAAGUAAAUGGAAAAUCUUCUCAGAAGGAUUCAAUCAUUCUAGAUGCCAUUAAAAACAUUUGUGAUUUCAUGGGAAGAGGUCAAAAUACCAUCAUUAACAGGAGUUUAGAAGAAGUUGAUUCCAACCCAUUGAUCAUGGAUGAUUUUGAGGGGUUUAUCACUUCAGUGGAUAAAGUAAUUAUGGAAGUAAAUGUAGAAAUUGCAAGAGAACAAGAAGUGGAGCCUGAAGACGUGACUGAGUUGUUGCAGUUUUAUGAUCAAACUUGAAUGGAUGAGGAGUUCCUUCUCAUGGAUGAGCAAAGAAAGUGGUUUGUUGAUCUAGAAUCUACUCCUGGCAGAGAUGCUGUGAAGAUUGUUGAAAUGACAAAGGAUUUAGAAUAUAACAUAAACUUAGUUGAUAUGGUAGUGGCAGGCUUGAGAGGAUUGACUCCAAUUUUGAAAGAAGUUUUACUGUGGGUAAAGGCUAUCAAAUAGCAUUACAUGGCUACAGAGAAAUCCUUAAUGAGAAGGAAGAGUGGAUCAGUGUGAUAAACUUCAUUGUUGUCUUAUUUUAAGAAAUCGCCACUGUCACCCCACCACUCUGGUCAGUCAGCAGCCAUCAACUUCAAGGCAAGAACCCUCCAUGAGCCAAAAAAUUAAAAACUCCCUAAAAGCUCAGAUGGUGGUUAGUAUUUUCAGCAAGCAAUAAAGUAUUUUUUAAUCAAGGCA
Messenger RNA from Felis catus (domestic cat), 2164 nucleotides. RefSeq names its product NADH:ubiquinone oxidoreductase subunit A12 (gene NDUFA12). Gene Ontology annotation, cellular component: membrane. NCBI's taxonomy places the organism in Eukaryota, Metazoa, Chordata, Mammalia, Carnivora, Felidae. Gene Ontology annotation, biological process: response to oxidative stress; mitochondrial respiratory chain complex I assembly. The record is from RefSeq and is a predicted model, not a curated record. The transcript is spliced from 4 exons. The coding region runs from base 48 to 431 and encodes 127 amino acids.